GUUUGUCAACACUCAAUCUCAAUCACUUUACUGUGUGAACUUCCGAAAUUGAUCACGGGUUGAGUCCCAGACGGAAGAGAUUUCAUACCGGUGCCGAGUAGGAAUGUGAAGGGUGGUGAGGUGUUUCUCACUGUUUCGAAUGCAUUCAAAAUCUGGAGCGAUUCCAAGGAAUGAGUCGGAGCAGUUGGAAUCGUGAAUCAUGCUCGAUCUUGGAUGUGCUUCAGUCACAAUUCUCACCUAUUGCUGCUACCUUGCGAUUCUUCAUUUCUCCGCUACAUCAGCUGAGUUCAAAAGCAUUAACUUCACAGCAUUUCCAGAACCCUUAGAUGCGCCCAUUGGAGACGAAAUCAGUUUUCAAUGCACCUUAAACGUUGAACCAAAAGAAUACCAAUGGAAGCAUGAUAACAAUACCCUUGCUCAUAACAAAUCACUUCUCACAUUCAAUGUCACCGGCACAAGCUCUCUUGGUGAUUAUCAGUGUAUAGCAUGGUACGGCAGUCAAACAGCCCUUGCCUCCAAGAGUGCUCGGUUGAGUCUGGCGGAACUGCAGCCAUUCCCUGAGCAGCCAAGCAAAGAAUUUUACACUGUAUCGAAGGGAAACACUUUCACUAUCUACUGCGCUCCACCUGUGAGCAACCCAGCACCAGACAUCAAGUACAGCAAAGAUGGCGCUGGGCUCCCUGCUACCGCGUCAACUCUUCCAACAACAGGAUCACUCCUUCUGGUCAAUGUCACAGAAAAAGACUCUGGAACUUAUUCCUGCUCGGCGUCCAAUUACAUGCUGUCCACCACCUUCCUCUCUCCAAAGAGCUUUCAAGUGAAGGUGGUUGACGGUCAGCAAGUGGAAAAACCCAGAUUCCUUCGAGAGCCGCAGUCAUCGUAUGUUGUUCAAACAGGGUCAAACACUACUCUAGAAUGUACUGCUGUGGGCCAACCGAUUCCUUCAAUAUCCUGGCAGAAAGCCAACGGUCCGUUGCCUCAAGAUCACGCAGAAGUUGUGCCGGGAGGUUUAACUCUCUACAAUGUAACUCUCGAGGUUGCGGGGAAAUAUAUUUGUAGUGUUUCCAAUGGCAUUGGUCCUACAAUAUCCCGUGAAAUAGUGGUUCAAGUGCAAGAGGCACCCGAGGUAGUCGAAGGUCCAACCUUAGAUGUGCAGCACCCCUUAGAAGGAGAGAAAUUAACAUUAACAUGUCAAGUUAAAGGGACUCCCGAGCCAACCGUAACGUGGCUGUUGAAUGCUCAGUCAUUAGAAAAGGAUAAGAGCGCUGAAGUCUUAGGAGAUAAAGGAAAUGUGCUGAAGAUAUGGAAUGUGGAAAAACGUCAUGCUGGUAUAUAUCAGUGCUUUGCAACCAAUCCUAUUGGAUCUGAUUAUGGAGCAGCAAUGGUGAAUGUAGCGCCUAAAGAGGUUAAAUUUGAAAAAGAAGAAUCAUCAACAAGGCCCUCUCAAAAUUCUGGAGGAAAAGAGAGAAGGGGAGGAGGACGCCACAGAGGAGGAGGCAGAAAUAAAAAAACAGUGAUAACACCAGAACCCAAUAUCACGAGACUGACAGACAAAGAGGUCAUGUUGCGGUGGACUGUACACUACAAUGGUCCACAUAGCAUUGACAUCUUCAAAGUCCAGUACAUGGAGAAGUCUUCCAGGAAAAUUCAAGGACGAGAAUGGUCUACGAGUAACGACAUUGAUAAUUAUACUCGUGCUUUUGAAGUUUCUAAUCUGGAGCCUGACCGGCGAUACAAGUUCCGGAUAUCAACUGUGUUCUUCAACUAUGAGUCUGUGACCGGCCCCUCGACUGGUUGGUACAAAUUGACCAAAGACGACCCUUCAGGCAAACCGCCACCCAGUAUGCCAAUAAUAGUACAUACUGAAACUGAAAGCCCAACUUCUGUGAAAGUCAAGUGGAAUUACAACGACUCCGUCCAAAAUCCAAUCGAAGGCUUCUACCUGUAUUACUGUCGCUCAGAUGUGGGCAAUUGUCCAUACAAGCAAGUAGAGGUGCCGGGAAAAGACACUCGAGAAUUCAUCGUCACUAAUCUCACAGCAAAGAUGUCUUAUGAUUUUAAAAUAAGAUCAUUUACACCAUUUGCUGCCUCUCCUCUCAGUCCUCUGAAAAUGCAAAUAACCAAGGAGGGUGACCAGCAUCACAAGCCGGAAGAUGUGGGCGAUGUAGGGAAAGAACCAACUCCGGAGCAACCUACACCCAACCUUUAUCUGUACAUCGGUGUUGCUGUUGGCGGAUUUGGACUGUUCAUUGUUGUUUGUUUUCUCUGUUGUUGCUUUCGGAGGCACUCGAGCUCAGAAUCUGAUGAAGAUGGAACAGAGUCCUGCAGUAAAAUUGGAGACACAACACUCACUAUACAACAGCUAGAACCUAUCUCGAUGAAUGGUUACGCAAACCAUGGGAAUAGCCUAAACCAUGGGAAUAGCCUAAACCAUGGGAAUAACCUAAACCAUGGGAAUAACCUGAACCAUGGAAAUAACCUAAACCACGGGAAUCACCUAAACCACAAUGGAAAAAUGUUGAAUGGUCGGACCCCACAGCGUAAUGGGUUUAAUAAUUACCCCGGAAUGACAAUCACAAACAAUCCCUUGGCUGAGUCUGAGCAAAGCAAGGUGUGUUUUCUAAAUGUGAUGGAGCUUUCAUAUCUCUCCAGCCAAAACAACAACUGUUCAGCAGAAGGGAGCAGUAAUUGAUGCAACAAUGGUUUUGGCCUCAACAGAUAGCCAUUCCCGUUUUCAUGACAUCAUUAUUUCUUUGACAAUCUUUCUGAAUCGGACUGAUUUCUGUGACAAUCACCCAAAAGGGUGAGCCUCUCAAUGAAAACGAAUAUUGGUAUCCACUAAUGCUGUCCAGUUGACUCAUCUAGUUAUAUUUUGAAAAUCUUGUUUAUUUCUGAAAUUCUAAUGUAAGACUGUAAAUUUUGUGAAUUUCUUUUGUAUCUAUUUCUGUUUUACUCAGUGGAAUUUUGUUUGCCCAACUAGAGCAAACAAAAGAAGCUCCUAGAGCUUGUGGAAUCAUCUCUUGAAACUAGAACAAAUUUUGACUGUGAUAUUUUUUUCCUGUUUGCCAUUUAAUUCCUAUCAUGGAACCCUAUUGCCAUCUAGAAAGUGAGAGAAUUGCCUGGAAUGAUGUUUCAAAGAAACUUCAAUUAUAACUCCAGGUCAAAAAUCUUAGUUUUCUUUAAGUCAUAUUUUCUUCUUUGCAUUUUUGUGGCAAAUAUACUGUGUUUCAUAAUUUAGACCAGCUCAAUUUAGAAUGUUUGACUUGAAAUCUGUAUGUAGCUUAAUUUUCAAAUUCACGGUCCUGAUGUGAUAUAAAAUGGCAGAAUAUUUCCGAGUGUACUUUAAUGUGUACCUGUCAAAAUUUUCCAUGUUUAGACAAUUAUAAAAUGGUCGAAUUUUCCAAUUGAUCUAUUUAGUCGAGUUUUUCAGGUACAAAAGAACUGGAACCGCAUCUAGUUAUCAUGGUUUUUAACAAAGGACCCGAGUAUAUUGAAACUCAUCAUGGAAUACUUAUUUAUAUCUCCGGAUGAAAUAAUUUAGAGGAUCUCUAGAAUCUUAAUGAUUAUCAUCAAUCAAUACCAAAAAAAAGACUGCGUUUGAAAAAUCCUCCUGGCACUAAGUCUGUAUUUCCGUAUUGGUUUUUUUAACAAAUAUCGUACUUGUAUCGGAUGGAAGUUAUGAAAAAGUGAUUGAUUUGGAUUUUUCAAACUGUAUUUUCUCUCAUGUCUAUAUGCUUUCUGAUAAGUGCCAUUUUUUUUAUUUCUGCCAAAAAAAAAAAUGCAUUUUUCUGCAUUUUGGACUUAUGAAAGGCUUCAUAAACUGUGUCCUAGGGGGAUGUUGUAUUCAGGUGUUCAGGAUAUAGAAUUGACGAGGGAGCCCAAUUCUCUAACUUGUUUGAGUAGCAUGCGGUUUAGUAGCCGGUCUGAAAACCGGACUCAAUUUACUUCAUUUCUCAGCUUGUGAUAAAUGAACACAACAGAAUUGUGUGGGGAAAGGCAACAACCAGAUUUUAAGAAGUCAGAAGACAAGGUGCUGUCCUUAACUCAGAUUAGCUUGAAAAUUUAGGUUUCUAGUUUGUUUUCUCCCCUUGAACCACAUAAACCAUGCCUUGAACCGCUCUGUCCAUCCCACUAUGAACUCAUUUUUUCAUACUGAACUCUGAGCCAUCAAAGUUCAAAGUUUUGAAAGCAAUUUAGAUCAAAUAAUUAACAUUACACAAAAGUUGCUGAUUCUGCGGAUAUAUUAGACUCAUAGACUACAACUAUUUUAAGCAAUAUUAACCGUCUAAGUUUUGAAAGGCAAAAAUUAUUUUUUUAUAUUCUUGCUCAUUCUACUAUCUAAUUUUUGUAAGAGAACAUUUUAUAGCCGUUUGUCGUAUCAAUUAUUUUGUACCUCAAAGAAGUGUAAUCUCCUGAAGCACCUCCUGGUACUUUUUCCAACGAGUUUGGAUGAAAGUCAGUUCCAGAUUUCUCUACAUGAAAAUCCUUAUAUUAUGUGUUCCUACAUAAUUUUCACUCAUAACUCAAUGAUUAAAAUGUCCCACCGAGUGUGAAUGAAGUAUUUAACCUUUCAUUGUCUCUAAGUAACAUCCAAAAUCUGUCAGUAACCUUGUUAAUAGGACAUAUUUCUACUUGGUAUCAUUUUCUUGUUUUUAUUCCUCACGAUGUCUACUAGACCUGUAUGAUCUCAUAAUUUCCUCUCACUGCAUUUGCCAACAAGUAUUUAAAACCCACAAUUACUCCUCUUAAUUGGUAUAAUUUUAUACGACUUACUGAAAUCUAUUGUCUUUUCUUGCACUGAUGUUUUGACUGCCUUAACUAUUAAAGUCUGGCUACUUUUGUGUCUCCAACCCAACGAAUUGAGCCUCAUCCAUCUAGUAUUGGAAAGUCUCGAGUAGGAAAUAUAGUCUUUAGCCUAUUUAUUGCUCAAUUUUCAAGAGCCUACUGUCUCAGUGGCAACGUCAUUUUUAAACUUGUGUAUUUUUGCUAGUCUUUCAAAUUAAGAUCAAAUCAGGUAAGCAUGAUCUAAAUAAGUACUGUACUCUCUCUCUCUCUCCAUAACGAAUUGGCAACGGAUGGAAAGGUUUUUUGUUAGAACGAAGAGCGCUCAACAAAAUCACAGAGGUUUGUUGACGAGAAGUUUCCUUUGUCACAUAGAAACUUUUGUUACAAAGGGUCUUUUUAUAGAGAGAGAGAGUACUGUAUAUUUGAUCAAUUUUCCAGCCAUUAUCAAAUUAUUGAGCACCUGUGUUCCUACUAUGAGAUUUUAUUUGCAUUUCAUUUAGCGCGAAGGAACCAGCGUGAUUACAGUGUUGUUAAAAUGAUGCUUCUUCAUAAUUAUUCAAACAAUUUCUCAGAAUAGCAAAUCGUUUUUACCUCCCGCAAAAAAACUGUUAAUUUUAAAGGGAAAUAAUUGUGUUAAUUUUAGAGUUCUGCAUAUGUUAAGUAUCUUUAAAAGCAUGGGAAAAGUUACACGAUUUUAAAAACACUGUAUUCCCGCUGGUUCCCGUUUGCUAAAUAUGAUUCAUUUGUGGCGAAGCUUUCAAAUUGCUCUGAAACUCUCUCUGAACUGAACUCAAUAAACAUGAAGUAAAGAGCUCACAAAAUUGAGUAAGUUUUGCUUUUAGUCUAUUAUUGAUCAUCAGAGAUUUCAGCAUUUGUCCAUUAAUAUAACUCCUUACAAUUUUAUUGCAUCAAAUGUAUUUUAUUUAAUUUUUUUUUUUCAAUACAAAAAGGUCAAGAGAAGUAAAUGCAAGAAAUUUCAUAGCUCAUCAAAGAUGAAUUACCAGUCAAACAAUUUAAGUUGAGCAUGAGCGUUACAGUCCGUAGACACUUGUCUGUCUUGUAUAUCCCACGGAACUACUUAAUUUAACUGCUUAUCAUUUGUAUAGUGUUAAAACUUUAUUUUUUUGUAUCAACGAACCCGGUAUUACUAAAGAGCUUUCUCAAAAAGCUUACCUUCUUUUAAUUCUUGUAAGUUUACUUUGUAGUUUUUUUCCCAUCAUCUUUGUAUUUUUCAAAUUAACAUGGUGUAAUUUUCCCUCCAACAUUUUUUUAUCUUUGUUGGAGAUGAGAGUGAUGUCUGAAAUUUAUAAUUACUUAGACUAAUUUUGUUAAUUUGAGUGUUUGGACAUUCUGCACUCCAAACAUUUGAUCAUCCAAUUUAUUUGGAACCAGGGAUUUUUUUAUAGUAAAUUGAUAUUUGCAUUUAAAGGCCGUUAUUUUCCUUAAAAGUCUUCCUAUGUAAUUUUCAGGGUAUCAUAGUCUUGUAUAGAAAUUUCUCAAUGAGGACGAUUGAUAUCCUUUCAAUUAAGACUCUGCUUCAAAAUAAAGAAAAAUGAAUAAGUUUUUACUCCUGCCGUUAUCAAGUUACACCGAAGAAUGAUCAAUACUAAAACUGUGAUGCUGGCUUUUCUCUUAGUGGACAGUUGAGUCCUUCCUUGCCCUUGCAACUCAGUGGAAUAUGGAAAGACCGUGAAUACGAGUUUGAAAACGAGUUUUAAAAAUGGGUUGGCCAGCAAAAUCAUGUUUUUUUUUUGCACAACCGCUGUAAAAAUCAAGUGGUUUUUUUGUGCAAAAUAGCGACAUUACAUAUGUAUUGAGUCUUAUGAAGGUCAUCACUUGGAAAUUGCUGAAGAAAGAGGGGUUUCUAAAAUGAGAGGGCCAAGAACUAUUCAUAUCCCGAAUGAAUAUUGCUGUCAACGAUUGCUCCACACUGAUCCCAUGGUAUGCUAACUUUUAAGUGUUAAUGUGUAACGGUCUUUGGAAAUAGUGACAAAUCCAGUGUUGUUCAAAUACGAAAUUGGUAACAGGGUAUUGAGGCAUGAAAAAAACUUGUUAAAGCCCUCCAACACUUCAGUCUAAAAAAUGAAUGUAGACAAACUAAAAGCUUAUCAUGUAUAACAUUGAAAACUUGAGUCGCAAUUAUUGAAUUCCUGUUAAAUUGUAUGUAAAUUUGUUUGUAAGUCUUGGUGUGCUUAGCACAAUUUUAAAUCUUAGUAUGCUAAAUUCUACUUACAUGCUGGGUUUAUAUUGAUUUUCUGUCAAUAGAAUUUACAUCUGUAAAGAUGUAACUUAUUACUGAUCAAGGUAAUUUUUUAGACAGCUGUUGUGCGAUUUUCCCGUUGUUGAUCUUAUAUUUGUUUUGCAAAAACUUCUGCUGAUCCUUUUGUUUUUCAUCCUAAUAUGAAGGCUCACUAUUUUUUCUUCCUUCAUUAUUUGAAGGAAAUUAUCUCUAAUGUUUAUCCACUGAAAAUUAUUCUUUAUGCGGCAAUUUGUAUGGAUCAUUAGACCAGGUAUUAAUCAAAGGCGUUAAACCAGGUAUCAAACCAAAAACAGGUAUCAAAGGUAUUAAACCAGGCAUUAUCAAGUAUGUUUCCUAUUCAAAAUUUCACAUAGGACAUGAUUUUCACAACAAAACUCGCUGAAAUCUACUCUUAAUGAAAAUAUUUAUGUUUUUAUCUAGCGCUGGGUAUGGAAAAUUUGAAUUCCUUGUUCACAAGAAAAACGUGAGUGGACAUGUAUUAAAGCGUGCACUAUAAUGAUCUUGGCAGGCUUUUUAAUCAAGCAGUGUUCCUUCCCUUCCCUGUGUUGUUCCAAGUGAAAAUAACGCACAACUUGUGAGCUGAAGUGCCAAUAUUGAGGCUGGCAUAUUUUCAUGCCUCAGACUGUUACAAGAACAUUUAGUGUGCGAUUUAACUCAAGUAGAUUAUGGGGUUUUUUUUUCUGAAUGGAAAGUUUGAAUUUAUGCAUCAAAAAACGUAAUAUUUUAGUCAGGAGAUACUUUCAAUAAUUUUCGUUGCAUAUCAGAAAGCACAUAUCAUGUUACUCAUGUAGUCCUCUUCUAUUUGGCAUAUUAACAUUUGUUAUAUUAUACCUUUGGAUCCCGAUUUCCUUUUUGAAAUUUUUGAACUUUCCACGCAACAAUGGCCAUUGCGUAAGUAUCAUUUUAAUUCCGAAUUUUAUAAUGUUAAUGUGACAAUUCCAAAUAUAACUAUUUAAUAAUUUCGAAAUUGCCAUUGUCUUGCGAGAAGUUCAAAAAGGAGAUCGGGAUUAUAUUGAGAUACAAAGGAAUAUCAUGACAAACGUAUCACAUUUCUUAAGCAAGCAUCUUGUCGAGUUAUCCAUUGAAUUCUUGAGCCAAUUUCAAAGAAACGAGGACAAUAAUUCAUGUUAAAUUAUGUAUACUUUGAAGCAAAUUGUCAUAAGAAAUUCUUUUCAGUAUUAGCAGUCUUUGAAAAGAAGCUGAAGUAUUUAGAAAAAAAUCUUGUUUCUCUAUUUAAGGUGAAUGCCACCCGUAUAAAUUUUUCUUGACUGAUUAAGGUGCCUUGGGGUCAAGUAUCCCAUUUUUUACAUUAUUUAUGUAGGUAUUCAUUAAGGUCAAGCCCCGAAUUCUAUUUUUCUUAUUUCUUUUCUUUUCAAUUUUCUACUAUUUAUACCUUUCAUGGACAAAUAUCCAUUGAAGUCUCCAAUAAUACAAAUAGAAGAUGCAGGUUUUCUUUGGAAUUUUUUUUUGAAAAUUCCGAAAAAAAUUAACAAAAAAGAAAGUUCAUUUUUUAAUUAUAUUUUGACAUGUAAACUAACUAACAUCUAUCGAGAUUUCAUCUAGCAGAAGGAAAUAUGCAAUUACUAUAGUGUUUUCACAGAGCAACUUCUUUCUUGCUUUCAAAGAUGAAUCGUUAUUUUUAAAAUGAGCAGAAAUCCAAUUUUUUAAACCAUUUAUUCUUUUGCAUUUUUGACGCUCUAUUUACCUGACAUUCGUGUUUCUGUGCGUCUGUCACUUGCGCUCUAAGAAGUGAACUUCUGCUGCUUUCUCGGGUAAUAUGGUGAGAACACCUGGAGAAUUCAAAAAUGCAAGAAAAAUAAAAGAUCAUGAAAAAUGGAUUUCCAUCUUUUUUAAAAGCACUGACUCAAAUACUAAUUAUUUGUAUAGAAAUGAAAAUUAUCCAAUUUUUCCUCUAAAAGUAACAAUUUUUUGGUUGAAAAACAAAUUAUUCGGUAUUCUAGGCAUUUUUCAACAUUAACCUUUUAUGGUAACAUUCUCAUUGAACUUUUUGAUAAAAAUAUAAAAUGCAAUCUUGAAGCAAAAAUUUCAUUACCUACUAAAUUUUCUGAAUGGACAUUCUGUGCCUUACAAUUCUUAGAAGAUGUCUUCUAUCUUCUAUUUUCUUUUGUUCUCUUUCGAAGCUUCUGUAGUGCCUUAAGUCAUGCCUAAUAUUUAUUCUUGUUUAUUACAAUGUUUUGAAAAUACUAAUUCAUCCAAAAUUUUUAGUGCCUAUAAUUUUUGCCCAGUGUCAAAUUAUGUAACUCUCAACUUUUGCAAGGUUAUUUAUAAGACUGAAAAAAUGUAAUCAAUGAAAUGACUUUGCUAACUUAGAAUUUUUGUAAUUAAUUAAUGUAAUUUGUUUCUAAUUCUCUUUUUUCACUGUGUGUUCGGUGCUAUUGUAAAUUAAUUCUUUUCUCUCUGUUUGUAAUUCUUUGUAAAAAUGCACAAUUUUGUAUUUCUCAAAAAUGAAUAAAUUUUUCUUUUCAAGUUA
Molecule: messenger RNA, 9536 nt
Organism: Bemisia tabaci
Lineage: Eukaryota; Metazoa; Arthropoda; Insecta; Hemiptera; Aleyrodidae
Source: RefSeq, a predicted model, not a curated record